Mycotypha africana is the source of this 744-nucleotide messenger RNA. RefSeq lists its product as uncharacterized. Lineage: Eukaryota; Fungi; Mucoromycota; Mucoromycetes; Mucorales; Mycotyphaceae. The record is from RefSeq and is a predicted model, not a curated record. Gene Ontology annotation, biological process: SCF-dependent proteasomal ubiquitin-dependent protein catabolic process. Gene Ontology annotation, cellular component: SCF ubiquitin ligase complex. The transcript has 3 exons. Bases 1 to 744 code for a protein of 247 amino acids.
AUGCAUAAUUUAGGAUGCCAUUGUCGGCAUAUCACAAAACUCACGCUGGCAUCCUGUUCCAAUUUAACAUCUAUUUCCUUGCUACCAUUUGUUGAUAUGCCUAUUGAAUAUCUGGAUUUAUCAGGCUGUAAAUGGCUGAAUGCGUCGGAUACAGCCUAUGACAUCUCUUGUUUGCAUUCUUUGACUCAUUUGAACCUAGUCUGUUGUGAUACCAUUAAUCAUGAUUUUAUACGAUCCAUGGUAACAGCAACAUGCUUGUCAAAAUUACAGGAAUUCUCUAUUACAGGUGGCGCCACCCUGAUUGACGACAACGCUAUUAUACCCUUUAUUAAAACCCAUCCUCACGUCCGUGGUCUAUUUUUGUUAGAAUGUGCUAUUACUGAUGCCACACUCGAAGCGAUUGCAACUCAUAUGUCAUUCUCCCUUCAUCAUCUGGAUCUCUCCUUUUGUCGGCAUUUAACGGCGAACGGGGUACGCCAUUUGAUAAGCCAUUGCCACCAUUUGAGGUUACUUGGAUUGAAAAGUUGUGGUUUAACGCAGCAUGACUUCCCCGAAAUACCUAUCCGAGCUUACCCUCCAACUUCUGUCACAGCUGACCAUUAUCCUCAUUUAAAUACGUUGAAUUACAUUGAAUUAAACUACAUAAGGGAAGAAUAUGAAAAUCAUCCGCAGCGGAGGGAUGAGGAUGUAGCGGAGAGUUAUGGCUAUAUACAACAAUAUUUAGACUCUGUUGUCAUUCAGUAA